GGUUUCGUCAGCCCACUGUAAGAAUAAGUUUGAGCAAAGCUACAGGCAUGGGAGCUGUCAUGAAUUCACUGCAGGAACCACUCCGGCACUGCCAGAGGACUUCAGCCAGCAGCAGAGGAGCACUAGCACAGCUGGAAGAGAGCUGACACCCAAAAGAAUAUCUCCAGGCUGCAGCAUGAACAGACAUAGAGACAUUCUCUUCCAAUGGCUGUCCAUUGCAGUGGGAUGCCUGCAGACUUCACACCAGCAAACCUCACCAGCCCAUGGCACCCAGUGCUGGGUAGAGAGCACCAGGAGACCACUGGCAGAUCCUGUGCAGGGAAUCUGAGGCAUCAUUUUGGGAGUAUGUGCAGCUCUUGCAGCUUCUGAUUCUCUCCCUGCUAUCCUAGACUCAAGCUACCUAUGGCUAACUGUGCUGCUGAGUGCUCAGAGGAUGAAUGAAACCAGUCCUGCUCUAUCAGAGAUGCUGAGAAUACAUUCCGUGCACUCGGUGUGCAUGAAGCCUUUUUAUUUUUCCCCCUUUGGAAUCUCUUUGAAGCAAAAUGUUCCCCAAGCUCCAGCAGCAGAUUGCCCCAGGUGGCUGUGCCAUGGGCUCUGAGAGCACCUUCUAGUGCACCCCAAAGGGCUCCGAUCCCCCUCAACUCUCAACCUCCAGCUCUGCAUCCCACACGCCAAUGCUGUGGCACAAUAUUAAGUAACAUAGGGUACAGUCCUCACUACUGACUGGACAUGGCUGAAAGGACUAAGAAUUUUAUACAGAACAAAUUCCAUGGAGACAAUCCCAAAGAUUAAGCUUUAAAGAAACCAUGAAAAUUCUUCAUUAAAGCUGUAUAUUUUAAGUGAGCAGCAGUUAUGAAGAGUAACAGAGCAAUCUGCCCUUGGAGCAUUGCCACUGCAAAAUGCACUGUGUGGGACAGCAGUGUUACCAGCGCUAUUUCCCAGACUCCGUAGUAUAAACCAAGCGGAUUUAUUCCUGGCCCCAUAUCCAGCUGUGUUGCUCCAGCCCUCCUCUGUCCCGGCUCCUACCCGUGGCUGUGCCCGCAGUGCUGCUCCCGCACAGCCUCAAUCCUCUCCUCCGGCACAGCUCUUAAAAGCCGUUUCAUAAAUAUUCCAUGGCCUUUCAGCCCGGGUAAUGUGCCUCUGUGACAUUAAAGAGGAAACUCCGUGAAGGGGAGGGAUGACAACAAAUUUAUCCACCAAUAGCACACUCUUUUGGCACAAAAGCACAUUCUUAUCUUUACAUCCCAUAAUGAGAAGGCAGAGACGGGACUGUUGCUGCAGCUCUCUGGGUGGGUAGCCGUGCCGUGGAAGAGCCGGGUGACUGUAAACCGUGAGAUAUUUUCCACCCCCCUCCUCCUCCUCCAGAAGAAGGACCCGUGCCGCUGUUUGCUCGCCGUGUUUUCCCAAGCCCCCGACGAGGAGCUUCUUGCACGAUGUCUGACUGUGAGGGACUGCCUGUGGAUGACAGUGCCUCUGCUGCAAGCAGUAUGGAGGUAACGGAUCGCAUUGCCUCUCUGGAGCAACGUGUCCAGAUGCAAGAAGAUGACAUCCAGCUGCUAAAAUCUGCCCUUGCUGAUGUGGUUCGACGCUUGAAUAUUACAGAGGAACAACAGGCCAUGCAAAACAAGAAAGGACCUACCAAAGAUCAGAGUAUGAUUAAAAAAGCUGCUGCUGAGGCUGGUAAACAUGUCAGUGCUGCUACCACAGCAAGACCGCUGGUACAAACGCUGCCUUUAAGGACAACUGUUAAUAAUGGAACUGUGUUACCAAAGAAACCAAGUGGCUCUUUACCUUCUCCAUCAGGAACCAGAAAAGAAACUGUAUCACCAGCAGCAAAAAGGUCUGUGAAUCUUCUCAAUGCAUGCAAACUGAAAAAGCCUGCUCUAAGUACUAUUAAGAGAACCAGCUCUUCUGAGCGUGUGUCCCCGGGAGGCCGGAGGGAAAGCUAUGGAGAUUCCAAAGGGAGUCGCAACCGCACUGGAUCCACCAGCAGCUCAUCCAGUGGUAAAAAGAACAGUGAAAGCAAACCUAAGGAGCCAAUGUUCAGUGCAGGGAAGCGCCGUGUGACACACUGCAAAGAGGAAGGAUAUGUAAAAAUGUUUCUUCGUGGACGUCCUGUUACCAUGUACAUGCCCAAAGAGCAAGUGGAAUCUUACAAUUUGGAAGCAAAAGUAGAACUACCAGCCAAGAGGCUUAAACUGGAAUGGGUCUAUGGAUAUCGGGGUCGGGACUGUCGCAGUAACCUGUAUCUUCUUCCAACGGGUGAAACUGUAUAUUUCAUCGCCUCUGUGGUUGUGUUAUUCAAUGUUGAAGAACAACUUCAGAGACAUUACACUGGUCAUAAUGAUGACGUGAAGUGCCUGGCUGUCCAUCCUGACAGGAUCACUAUAGCAACAGGUCAAGUUGCAGGUACAUCCAAGGAUGGAAAACAAUUACCACCACACGUACGUGUUUGGGAUUCUGUAACUCUGAACACACUGCAUGUCAUUGGAAUGGGUUUCUUUGACCGAGCUGUCACUUGCAUUGCUUUUUCUAAAUCUAAUGGGGGAAGCAGCCUUUGCUCGGUGGAUGACUCAAAUGACCACGUGCUUUCUGUGUGGGACUGGCAGAAGGAAGAAAAGCUGGCGGAUGUGAAGUGCUCUAAUGAGGCUGUAUUUGCUGCAGAUUUUCACCCCACUGAUACAAAUAUAAUAGUUACUUGUGGAAAAUCACAUCUUUAUUUUUGGACACUAGAAGGGAAUUCCCUUAUUAAAAAGCAAGGAUUAUUUGAGAAACAAGAGAAGCCAAAGUUUGUCCUGUGUGUGACCUUUUCUGAAAAUGGUGAUACUAUUACAGGAGACUCGAGUGGAAACAUUUUGGUUUGGGGGAAAGGCACCAACAGAAUAAGCCACGCAGUUCAAGGGGCACAUGAGGGCGGAAUAUUUGCACUCUGCAUGCUGCGAGAUGGCACACUAGUGUCAGGAGGUGGAAAAGACCGAAAGUUAAUAUCUUGGAAUGGAAACUACCAAAAACUUCACAAAACUGAGAUUCCAGAGCAGUUCGGUCCAAUAAGAACAGUGGCUGAGGGAAAAGGUGAUGUUGUACUAAUAGGAACUACCAGAAAUUUUGUCCUACAGGGGACACUGUCAGGAGACUUUUUCCCUAUUACCCAGGGUCACACUGAUGAGCUGUGGGGGCUUGCAGUCCAUUCCUCUAAACCUCAGUUCUUCACUUGUGGACAUGACAAACACAUUACCCUCUGGGAUGCUACGACUCAUCGUCCUAUCUGGAACAAGAUUAUAGAGGAUCCAGCACAGUCUUCGGGUUUUCAUCCUUCAGCAGCUGUUGUCGCAGUAGGGACGCUAACUGGAAGGUGGUUUGUGUUUGACACAGAAACAAAAGACUUGGUCACUGUACACACAGAUGGAAAUGAACAGCUGUCCGUAAUGCGUUAUUCACCAGAUGGAAAUUUCCUGGCAAUAGGUUCCCAUGACAACUCUAUUUAUAUAUAUGGCGUAAAUGAAAAUGGAAGAAAGUACACUAGAAUUGGCAAAUGUUCAGGUCAUUCCAGCUUCAUUACUCAUCUGGAUUGGUCUGUUAACUCACAGUAUCUUGUGUCUAAUUCAGGGGACUAUGAAAUUCUAUAUUGGAUCCCCUCAGCUUGUAAACAAGUAGUGAGUGUUGAAACUACGAGAGAUAUAGAAUGGGCCACAUACACCUGUACUUUAGGAUUCCAUGUUUUUGGUGUAUGGCCUGAAGGUUCAGAUGGAACAGAUAUCAAUGCUGUUUGCCGAUCACAUGGGAGAAAACUGCUGUCAACGGGGGAUGAUUUUGGCAAAGUACAUCUCUUCUCAUAUCCAUGUUCACAGUUUAGGGCUCCCAGCCAUGUGUACGGUGGACACAGUAGUCAUGUAACUAACGUAGACUUUCUCUGUGAAGAUACCCAUCUCAUCUCCACAGGUGGAAAAGAUACAAGUAUUAUGCAGUGGCGAGUCAUAUAGAGGAAACAUCUGUGUGAACGUAUGCAGUUGAGUCGACCAUGCACAGAACUUAUGUAUAAACUGUAUAUUUAAAACUUAACAGUAUGUUUGCAGUUUAGCCUGGUCACUGUGAUUUUUGUUUAAAAAAAAUUCUUACAAACCUCAGGAAUAUGAAGCCCUGUGCUGGUUACUUUACUCAGUUUAGUGAUUUUUUUUUUUUUUCCUUUGUUGUCACACCUUAAGAAUGAUUGUUUUUCUUUUGUGUACAAUAUACAAUGCAGUACAAGUUGAAUAUAAAAACGUGGCUCGACAGUUUGCAAUACAGUGGUAUCAGCGGAAUGUGACUAUCUUAAAUGUUGUCUAUAAACACUGCUAAAAUGGUCACGAAAAUGCCUUUCAAAAACUGUAUAUAUGUGCUUACUUGUUUCACUAUCUACACUUCGUACUGUAUAUCUACUUACCUAGAAAAAUAUUUGGUGAUGUCAAGGUACUGAGUUGCUUCUGAUAGAGGAUGAUGAAUCGAUGCAAAAAGUAUAAACAAGAUGCAAAUAGUAGUGUUCUUGAUGUACGCUCUCUUGGGCGUAGCACGCUUUGAGUAGCACUUGUGAAGAGUUCUAUUCCCUUUCAGAGGAGUGAAGCAGCAGAUUACGUCCUGGUUUGAGCUGACUAUCUCAGCAGGGUUUACAGAUGGCCUUUGUGGUUCAGGUAUUCCGGAGAAGUUUCAAUUAAAAAAAUCUUUAUACUUUGUAAACGACAAAUUUCUUUUUGCAAAUGAAACACAUAAAGCUUGACCACAUCCCCAUUAUUGGUUGAUAUAUUUAACUAAUAUGUAUAUUAAUCAGCAUGAUGCUAUAUUGUACAUGUAUAAGAUUUUAGCAGUUCAUAACAAAUUGUAAGGCAAUCCAGCUUUACUUUUUUAUGCUUAUGGAUAUUGUAUAUUUGUAUUUUAAGACCAAGUAGACCAAGUCUAAAGAUAUCUUUUUAAGUGUACCAUAAACCUGCAUAGGGUAAAGGAAGUCUUCAAACCUACAUGAAAUAUUAAUGUGUAACUUCUGGCCCCCUGUGUUUUGUGCAUGGAUGGAUAUUUAUAGUACGAAAUAAGAUUGUGUUUUGCAAUGAAGUAAUAGUGGAGGUGGUAUAAAAUGGUUAAGAAGGCCUUAUCAGUGGUGAUUGUGACACGGAUUGAAAUGUAUUGUUUACUUUGAGGAAUGUAUCUGAAUUUUAAGAGAGAGGAGUCUUCAGUGGACUCGAAAAAGAUAUUAAAGUUUUGCUCCUAAUGGACAGUACACGUUAACUCUCUGAACUCUAAAGCACUGGUUGUUUAGAGUGACUUAAAUGAAAUGGAAUCAAUAAAUUUUGAAACUUUUUUUUUUAUUACAUCUCCAACCUCCUACACUGAAUGUGCAGGACACCAAUAAACAUGUAUUAAAAUGAA
Molecule: messenger RNA, 5394 nt
Organism: Coturnix japonica (Japanese quail)
Lineage: Eukaryota; Metazoa; Chordata; Aves; Galliformes; Phasianidae
Gene: EML1
Product: EMAP like 1
Biological process (GO): microtubule cytoskeleton organization
Cellular component (GO): mitotic spindle
Molecular function (GO): microtubule binding
Source: RefSeq, a predicted model, not a curated record